AUGCCAAUCGUAGUCCGCGACUUUAGUGGCAUGAGUCCUGAAGAGAUAAAGGAAAAGGUAAAGGAGCUCGGAAAGCCUGUGCUUCUGAAAUUCUCCUCAGAAGGAUGUGGCCCAUGCGAGGAUUUGAAGGAAAAGCUCAGCCAGUACAAGACAGACCUGGAAAUCAACAUUUUCGAGCUUUGCAGAACAAGGUCAUUUUCCUACGCAUCUCUUUGGGAUGAGUUCGACAUCACUGCAUUUCCGACAGUUGUGCUUGUAGACAAGAACAUGAAAGAAGUACAAGACAAGAAUGGGAGUCAGGGUGCGCCAACCCGAAUCAUUGGCUCAAACAUCAGGAAGUUUGAAGAGCUCGUCAAGGGAUAUGCUCACUUAUUUGAGCAAGCCGCUUCUCAAUAA
This is a messenger RNA of Encephalitozoon hellem ATCC 50504, 396 nucleotides long. Its product is annotated as thioredoxin-like protein. Bases 1 to 396 code for a protein of 131 amino acids. NCBI's taxonomy places the organism in Eukaryota, Fungi, Microsporidia, Unikaryonidae. The record is from RefSeq and is a predicted model, not a curated record. The transcript has a single exon.